Suillus discolor is the source of this 840-nucleotide messenger RNA. RefSeq lists its product as uncharacterized. The record is from RefSeq and is a predicted model, not a curated record. The transcript has 3 exons. The coding region runs from base 1 to 630 and encodes 209 amino acids. NCBI's taxonomy places the organism in Eukaryota, Fungi, Basidiomycota, Agaricomycetes, Boletales, Suillaceae.
AUGUCGACAUGGACACCGACGUCGUCGUGGUUGGUGUCGAAGUCGAGGGGAUUCGAAGGUCAAGGAACGGUUCGGGAAGGUUCGGGAAAGUCGAACCAGAACCGGACCACUAGUGAAGUCCAGAACCCAGAACCGCUUUCCGGUCCGGUUCUGGCUGGUGAGGGAACCAUGGACCGAACCACAGAGAACCGGACCAAAAGUCCGGUUCGAACCGUGGUUCUGGACCGGACCGCGGCAGCACUACUCCAGGCCACCCAGGUUCUUGAAUCGACAAAAUAUGGCAUACCUACGAUCGCAAUCAACGAAGACACUCCGACAGAUCUGUCUCUCUGGGAGUCUAUUCACGCAGGGAAAUUCACUCAUCUCAUUGUUUCACCGGAGCAGCUAUCAAUGUUCAAUGGUCACCUUCCGCGCCUUGCACGACUUCUCCGACAAAAUCGUACCUUCACUCAACGCAUUAAGCGUGUACAUAUUGAUGAAGCACAUAAUAUUCAUACCGCAGGGCUUCCGCAUCAUGGUGAAGAAGCAUUUCGACCUGCAUAUGGCAAGCUUGGAGAGCUACGUGUGCUACUUUGCAAGGGAACAACAUUUCAGGAUCUUGACAACAGAUUUCACGCGUUCGUGAGGUGAGAGACGCGACGGAGUUGCUGCGGCAGCCGCAGGGAGACCUGUCGUAAUGUCUACGAAACCAGAGUCAACAGAUCGAUUAAAGUUCUCAUUGAGAACUGUCGAAGAGACUGGCAUCCUUCAAGUAGCAGGUUGAAUACAGAAAGCAGAAUGAAUAUACAUGAAGUGAUGGAACGAGUCUGAUAUGAACGUUAAAACGUUAUUGUGUCGAAC